GCCGGUGCCGGGUCAGGGGCUGAGGUUGGUGUCUGUGCUGGGGCCGGGCCGACGCCGACGCCGGGUUGGGGACUUGUGCCGGUGUCGGUGCUGGGGCCGGGCCGGUGCCGUAGCCCCGGAUGAUGCUGUUCUCCCUGCGCGAGCUCGUGCAGUGGCUCGGCUUUGCCACCUUCGAGAUCUUCCUGCACGGGCUGGCCCUGCUCGCCUUCUCCGUGCUGCUUGUUCUCAAGGUGGACGGCACGGCCGCCGCGCUCUCCUGGUGGAUCGUGUUCGUGCCCUUCUUCGCCGCCGACGGACUCAGCACCUACUUCACCACCAUCGUGUCCGUGCGGCUGUUCCAGGACGGCGAGAAGCGCCUGGCGGUGCUGCGGCUCUUCUGGAUCCUCACCAUCCUCAGUCUCAAGUUCGUGUUCGAGAUGCUGCUGUGCCAGAAGCUGGUGGAGCACACGCGAGAGCUCUGGUACGGGCUCAUCAUGUCGCCCGUCUUCAUCCUGCUCCAGCUGCUCAUGAUCCGGGCCUGCCGCGUGAACUGAGUCCCGGCCCAGGGGGAUAAGCCCAGCGCACCCGAGGACGCUCCUGGCGCCGUCCCCGGCGCUGUUCCCGUGCGGAGGGGCAGGUGUCAGGCUGGGACAGGGGCAGUGCCCCGGCUUGCGGCCGUGUUGCAGAGCAUCACGUUUCUCCAAAAGCUGCACAUCCCUGUUUGUGCUCCCUCAGCUCCUGCAUUGUCCUGUGCUGCGAGCGCGGCAGGGCGUGAGUUAUUUUAUUUUAGAAUAAAAAUGUGUUGAAGGA
Catharus ustulatus (Swainson's thrush) is the source of this 789-nucleotide messenger RNA. RefSeq names its product transmembrane protein 203 (gene TMEM203). The transcript has a single exon. NCBI's taxonomy places the organism in Eukaryota, Metazoa, Chordata, Aves, Passeriformes, Turdidae. The record is from RefSeq and is a predicted model, not a curated record. Gene Ontology annotation, cellular component: endoplasmic reticulum. Bases 120 to 533 code for a protein of 137 amino acids. Gene Ontology annotation, biological process: intracellular calcium ion homeostasis.